GCGGAGCAGUGGGACCUCCCGUGCUGAGGCGGCGCUGUGAGGAGGACUCUGGCCUCUGGACCACGCUGCCUCGGAUUUGUGGAUUGCCGAUUUCCGAAUCAUUCGGUUGGAGCGAGAGGGUAUGGGCAUGUUCGAGGAGAGUGACUGGAAUGAUGAUACAGAGGCCAGGGCUCUGACUGAGGCUAUCUUCCACAGGCAGGCACCCUCCUGUGUUAGUAAACAGAGCAGCCAGAGCCGGAGGAGUAAACGGGCGCUGCUGAAAACGCUGCGGGUGCUGAGAGCCGCAGGUACGGCCGAGGAGAGCGGAGCAGCACAGCCUGAGCUGGAGUGUGGCCCCUCUGGGGAGGCCAGGCUCAGCAAGAGGAAGCACCGGAGUCCAGGAGUGCAGGAGGCGGCUGCAAAGGCCCGCCGUGAGGGGCUGGGAACGGAAGCCGCAGCCGAGCUGCGGGUCGGGAGGGAGGAGUCGGGCCAGGAAGCAGGAGGGGAUGGGUCUAACAGCGUCCAGGGGAUGAGGGCAGGAACGCUCACCCGAAAACAGUGGAGGAAUUGGAAGAAGAAUCAGCGCAGGAGCAAGAACAAGUUCCGGCCACUGGGAGCAGGGAACACGGAGCAAGUGAGCGUCGCUGCCAGUCCUGGACCUGAGGGAGUGAGGUGUCAGGUCCCUACGGGGAAGGUGAAAGGACAGAGAGGGGAGGGUGGGAGUGACACUACUGCCCCCCAAAGCCAAGAGAUGGAGGUUAAUGGUGGGGCAGGGGGAGCAGUACCAUGGCCUCCUCCUGGGAAGGCGCCAGGAGGAGAGGCUCUGGAGGGGGACCAGUUACAAGGGACCUUGCCCCGGGACCGCUCCAGCACCCUGAGGGAUCGGAUGCAGCGACGGCUGAAGGCUGCCCGCUUCCGACUCCUCAACCAGCAGCUGUACACGACGAGCAGCGCAGAUGCCCAACAGCUCUUCGCACAGGACCCCAGUGCCUUCCACCUCUACCACCAUGGCUUCACCGCCCAACUCGAGCGGUGGCCCGAAAAUCCAGUGCAGCGCAUCAUCCAUUACAUCAAACGCAGGCCACGCUCUGCCAUUGUAGCUGACUUUGGCUGUGGAGACUGUAAGAUCGCCCGGAGUGUGGGCAACAGGGUGUACUCAUUCGACCUGGUGGCGCUCAACGACCUUGUGACUGUCUGUGACAUGGCGAAGGUUCCCCUGUCCGAUGCAUCAGUGGACAUCGUGGUCUUCUGCCUCUCCCUGAUGGGCACCAACCUGCUGGAUUUUCUGAUGGAAGCCAACCGUGUUCUGCGAGUGGGUGGAAUUCUGAAGAUCGCAGAAGUGGCCAGCAGAUUUGAAGAUAUUCGGAAUUUUGUCAAUGUUCUGGCACGUCUCGGCUUUAAGCUGCUUUCAAAGGACACAGAGAACCGCUACUUUUACAUGUUUGACUUCAAGAAGAGCCGGUCGCCCAGUGAGGGAAGUACACUCCCUCAGCUCCAACUCAAGCCCUGCCUCUACAAGAAGCGCUGAGGCAUGUCAAAGGGCCAGCGACCGUCAGAGGUGACUAGCCAGGCUGGCGCAACAGGAUAGGGACUCGGGUCAUACAGAAACCAGACUGCGGCAAAAGGAAUCUCAUCUGAAAUAUGUAGAGCCUUACGUGCUGCCUGUGGCCCAGGGGUGCCUUACACAAACCCUGCAGUCCGCGGUUCUGAAUGAGUUAAGCACUUUGUGUGAAUCUGAAUCAGGUCCUUAACCCGUGCAUCUGGUGUUCAAACCACCUUCCCCCCUUCCUUCCUCCUUCCCUCUAUCCCCGUCUCCCCCCUCAUUCCCCUUCCUCUCCCCCUUCUCUCCACCCCCUCUCUCUCCUCCACUCUCGUCCCCCUCACACCCCCAUCUCUCCCUCCCUCCCCCUCACUCUCCUCUCCCCCCUUGCUCUCCCCUUCUCUACCCUCUCUCUGUCUCUGCCCCUUCUCUACCCCUCUCUCUCCCCACCCUCUCUCUGUCUCCCUCUCUCUCAACCUUCUCUCUCCUCCCUCUUUCUCCCCCUCCCCUUUCCCUCCCGCUCUCUCUCUCACCCUCACACUCUCUGCCCUCAGCCCUCACUCUUGCUCUCUCAGAUAUACACACGGAUAGCAAAUGUAGGAGAUACAGGAGGAAAUUGGUUCUCAGACGGCCAGUGAAGCCCAGGGAAGGGAUUUUGGGGGCAGGUUUCGUGUCCCCUGUUUCAGGAGAGGAGAUGAGAUGAGAUAGAGAGGAAGGAGGGUUGCCUUGUGUUUUGGGAUCUGGGCAUCACUGACAGCUAACAUUAUCCAUCAUUUCUGGAUUUCCCUGCAGUCCAUGUGGCAGAGGUGUUCCUCACAGGUCCCUGUUGAAUCCAGAACACAGUGAUGCAGCCUUCUGGGGAGUGUGCCCCACAGUGCUGUUGGCAGAGAGUUCUAGGGUUUCGACCUGGUGAUGGUGAAGCAGUGUACAGACUGCUCUGUGUAAUGGGAGCACAGGGGUUGUAUUUCCGGAGUCACAGUCCUCCAGAAAGCAGUCAACAAACACAAAUUAAAAACUGAAUCACUGGGAGAUGAGAUAACAGAUGCCACAACCUGGAGCAAUGCAGGAGCUGCUGGAUGAAGUCAGUGGGUUUGGCAGCGUCUGGGGGGCAAGGUGGGAAGAAUUGGGCUUUGGGUUGUGAGGCAGGGACUCAACGCAAGCGCCAUGGGGGCGGUUCCAUGGUCGCUUGAGGUUAGCAUGAUACUAACACUGAUUGGGGCGGAGUUGGGAGUUCAAUUCUGGCACCGACUGAGGAGUUUGUACGUCCUCCUUGCCGAGUGCUGCAGUUUAUCCCGCAGUCGAACGAUGCACCAGUUAUUUGGUGCUUGUAAAUUGUCCUGUGAUUACGUGGGGGUUUAAUUGCUGGGUCGCUGGUUGCUGUGGCUCAUUGUGCCGGAAGGGACUGUUCUGCACUGUAUCUCUAAAUACAUUUUCAAAGAACGUGAGCUGAGUUUUCUCCACAGAUACUGCUGAACGGCUCAAUUCCUCCAGCAGCUCACUUCGCACAGCUUUAAAAAAUAAAUUCUGCGUGCAUUUA
This is a messenger RNA of Hypanus sabinus (Atlantic stingray), 3056 nucleotides long. It is a transcript of the gene rrp8, whose product is annotated as ribosomal RNA processing 8. Gene Ontology annotation, molecular function: methyltransferase activity. Gene Ontology annotation, biological process: cellular response to glucose starvation; regulation of transcription by glucose; rDNA heterochromatin formation. Bases 122 to 1507 code for a protein of 461 amino acids. Lineage: Eukaryota; Metazoa; Chordata; Chondrichthyes; Myliobatiformes; Dasyatidae. The record is from RefSeq and is a predicted model, not a curated record. Gene Ontology annotation, cellular component: nucleolus; chromatin silencing complex; rDNA heterochromatin. The transcript is spliced from 7 exons.